GGUUCUUUUGUGGAACUUUCCUUUGGAAUAUUUUCAUAAUGAGUCAACAAGGUUAUGUGGCCACACCACCCUAUUCUCAGUCCCAGCCAGGAAUAGACUCCCCACCUCAUUAUGGGCACUAUGGGGAUCCUUCCCAUGCAACUUCACCACCAGGUGUGAUGAAGCCAGUCGGGGGCCUGGGGGCUGCUGCCCCUGGGGUGAUGGCAUCUCCUGGUCCACCACCCCCUGGGCUGCAACAUCUAGGCCAGAAUGGAGCUCAUGCCUCAGGUCAUUCUCCCCAAAGGUUUCCAGGCCCUCCACCUGUCAACAGCACGGCACCCUCCUAUGCACAGCACCAGCCCUGUACACAGUCAUCGUAUCCAAGUCCUGUGUCCACUUCAUCUGUCGCCCACCUGGGCAGUCAGCUCAGUCAACUGCAAAUCAACAACUACGGUUCAGGGGUGCCUCCCCCAAGCCAGGGGCCCCCUGGCCCUCCGCCAGCAGCCUCCUUCCAGGCUCCUCCGCGACCUCUACAGACGUCCAUUUUGCAGCCUGGAUCCCAGGUUCUCCCACCGCCCCCAACCACGCUGAAUGGCCCUGGUGCCUCAUCACUGUCUCCACCAGGGCCCAGGCAGGAUGGGCUCCCUGGACCACCACCUCUGGGCGCCCAGUACCAGCCCCCGCCUCCGCCAGGCCCUGCACUGGGUGUUGGCUAUCCUCCUCCUCCGCAUCAGGCCCACUAUGGCCCGCAGAUGGCAGGCACGCAGCUCUCCUACUCAGGAGGCUUUGCUGGGGGUGCUGCGCAGAUGGCUGGGCCACCCCCGCCCCCGAAGAAGCUGGAUCCAGACUCCAUCCCCAGCCCUAUCCAGGUGAUCGAGAGUGACAGAGCUACGAGAGGGGGACAAGUUUAUGCCACCAACACCAGGGGCCAGGUGCCUCCUCUGGUCACCACAGACUGUGUGAUACAAGACCAAGGCAAUGCUAGCCCUCGUUACAUCCGCUGUACUACAUACUGUUUCCCGUGCACAUCAGAUAUGGCUAAACAGGCCCAGAUUCCUCUAGCUGCUGUCAUCAAACCCUUUGCCACAAUUCCUUCAAAUGAGACUCCCCUUUACUUGGUAAAUCAUGGAGAGAAUGGACCAGUCAGAUGUAACAGGUGCAAGGCCUACAUGUGCCCGUUCAUGCAGUUCAUCGAGGGAGGACGGAGGUACCAGUGUGGGUUUUGCAGCUGUGUGAAUGAUGUUCCACCAUUCUAUUUCCAACAUCUGGACCACAUUGGAAGAAGACUGGACCACUAUGAGAAGCCUGAGUUAUCUCUAGGAUCGUAUGAGUUUGUUGCUACUUUGGAUUACUGCAGAAAAAAUAAGCCUCCCAGCCCACCAGCCUUUAUCUUCAUGAUUGAUGUUUCAUAUAGUAACAUAAAGAAUGGACUUGUCAAGCUCAUAUGUGAAGAAUUGAAGACUGUACUGGAAAAACUGCCAAAGGAGGAACAAGAAGAGACAUCUGCAAUCCGAGUUGGUUUUAUCACAUACAACAAAGUUCUCCAUUUCUUCAACGUGAAGAGUAAUCUGGCCCAGCCCCAGAUGUUGGUGGUGACUGAUGUUGGGGAGGUCUUCGUUCCAUUGCUGGAUGGAUUCCUUGUCAACUACCAAGAAUCUCAGUCUGUGAUUCACAAUUUAUUGGACCAGAUUCCAGAGUUGUUUGCAGACUCUAACGAAAAUGAGACUGUCUUUGUUCCCGUCAUCCAGGCUGGCAUGGAAGCAUUAAAGGAAGCAGAAUGUCCUGGGAAGCUGUACAUCUUCCAUUCCUCCUUGCCAACUGCUGAAGCACCAGGGAAGCUCAAGAACAGAGAUGACAAAAAAUUGGUUAAUACAGACAAAGAGAAGAUACUUUUCCAGCCCCAGACAAGUGUGUAUGACUCCCUGGCCAAGGACUGUGUGACGCAUGGCUGCUCCGUGACCAUCUUUCUCUUCCCCAGCCAGUAUGUGGAUGUGGCAUCUCUGGGGCUUGUCCCUCAGCUCACUGGAGGAACUCUUUACAAAUACAACAAUUUCCAGAUGCAUUUGGAUAGCCAACAAUUUUUGAACGACCUCAGACAUGACAUUGAAAAGAAAAUAGGCUUUGAUGCUAUUAUGAGAGUUCGUACCAGCACAGGCUUUAGAGCCACUGAUUUCUUCGGUGGAAUUUUUAUGAACAACACCACAGACGUGGAAAUGGCUGCCAUCGACUGUGACAAGGCCGUGACUGUGGAGUUCAAGCACGAUGACAAGCUGAGCGAAGACAGUGGCGCCCUCCUCCAGUGUGCUGUGCUUUACACGACCAUUGGUGGCCAAAGAAGACUUCGGAUUCACAAUCUCGGCUUAAGCUGCAGCUCCCAGUUAGCCGAUCUUUAUAAGAGCUGUGAGACGGAUGCCCUUAUCAACUUCUUUGCCAAGUCAGCCUUUAAAGCAGUUUUACACCAGCCUUUGAAGGUCAUCCGGGAAAUUUUGGUGAAUCAGACUGCCCACAUGCUGGCAUGCUACCGAAAGAACUGCGCGAGUCCAUCUGCUGCAAGCCAGCUUAUUCUCCCAGAUUCCAUGAAAAUAUUGCCAGUGUACAUGAAUUGUUUAUUAAAAAACUGUGUGCUGCUCAGUAGACCAGAGAUCUCCACGGACGAGCGGGCAUACCAGAGGCAGCUGGUCAUGACCAUGAGCGUGGCUGACUCACAGCUUUUCUUCUAUCCGCAGCUUCUGCCAAUACACACACUAGAUGUGAAGAGCACGACGUUACCUGCUGCUGUGCGUUGCUCCGAGUCUCGCCUUUCAGAAGAAGGUGUGUUCCUCCUGGCCAAUGGCCUGAACAUGUUCCUGUGGCUGGGCGUAAGCAGCCCACCAGAACUGAUCCAAGGAAUAUUUAAUGUGCCGUCCUUUGCACAUAUCAACACAGACAUGACAUUGCUGCCUGAGGUGGGAAGUCCACACUCUCACCAACUCAGAAUGAUAAUGAGUAUGAUCCAGCGAAAGAGGCCAUACUCAAUGAAGCUCACAAUAGUAAAGCAGAGAGAACAGCCAGAAAUGGUUUUUCGACAGUUCCUGGUAGAAGACAAAGGACUUUAUGGAGGAUCAUCUUACAUGGAUUUCCUUUGUUGUGUUCACAAGGAAAUAUCUCAGCUGCUUAACUGAAUCAUCUCCACUGUCGAUGUUGCAUUUCUAAGGAGACAAUCUCCUUCCUGGUGCCUAAUUUUGCCAAUGAGAAAAGGUUAAUUUUCUUUUCCUGAUCAUUUUCAGAAUAGCUUUCCAAGAUGGCAUUUAGAACUUCAGCUUUGGUGCUAAGGUAUAGAGCCAAUGAAGGUACAGUUGUACCUAAAGAGAACAGCCUUUUUCUGACUGCACAAUUUUUAAUCUCUAAAACUGACUGAGUUUGCAUUUCCUGAACAGUAUAGUGUCUUAGUCCCUUUCUUUGUUGCUGGGACCAGAUACCCAACACCCACCACUUAAAGGAGGGGAGGCUUAUUUUACUGUCCACAACCGUGGUCAGCUCCAAGGCCAAAGCAGUAUGUGGAGGGGCACAGUGAAGGAAAGCUGCUUAAGUCAUGGUGGCCAGGAACUGGAGAGUGAAGCGAAGAGCCGGGGCGAGAUACACCCUUCGGAUCAUGUGCCCAGUGACCCAUCUUGUCCAGCCGGCCCACACCUCCUCACAGCAGGCCAGCUCAGAACCCAUCAGUCAGAACCCAUCAGUGGACCAAACCCCGUGAUCUAGUCACCUCCCAAACAUGACUUUCCGGGGGCAUUUUACAUUCAAACCAUAAUAUAUACUUUACACUCUCAAUGUUUUUUCUUUGUCUUAGACAUAUAAAUUAUUUUUCAAACUGUAUAGAUUUGAGGUACAAAGUUGUCUUGGUUCCACUCCCAUUUGCCAUGAGGGAGAACACAAAUGUUACAGAAUACCUGAUUUUUAAAACGUAUCAAUCCAUUGAACACAUUUUCAGUCUCAAGUUUGCAUAGCAAACUUUUGGUAAGCUUGGAAUCUGAUAGAACAAUUUUUGUUCUACUUUGUCUAUGUCAAAACUAUUUUCCAGUUGUUUGGUCUAUAAAAUUGUCUUUAUCAAUAUUCAUAAUAGCUCUUUGUACAAUUUUACAGUUUCUACUUGUAUAUAAUGGAUCUUAACCAGUAUCAAUAAAUCACUUCAUAUACAC
This is a messenger RNA of Chinchilla lanigera (long-tailed chinchilla), 4154 nucleotides long. It is a transcript of the gene Sec24d, whose product is annotated as SEC24 homolog D, COPII coat complex component. Gene Ontology annotation, biological process: endoplasmic reticulum to Golgi vesicle-mediated transport; intracellular protein transport; COPII-coated vesicle cargo loading. Gene Ontology annotation, molecular function: SNARE binding; zinc ion binding. Gene Ontology annotation, cellular component: COPII vesicle coat; endoplasmic reticulum exit site. Bases 39 to 3140 code for a protein of 1033 amino acids. Lineage: Eukaryota; Metazoa; Chordata; Mammalia; Rodentia; Chinchillidae. The transcript has 22 exons. The record is from RefSeq and is a predicted model, not a curated record.